Molecule: messenger RNA, 429 nt
Organism: Adineta ricciae
Lineage: Eukaryota; Metazoa; Rotifera; Eurotatoria; Adinetida; Adinetidae
Source: the annotation of a GenBank genome assembly
AUGCCGGCCCGAAACAACCGUAAAUCAACUGUUCGUCGACGUGCUGCUCGCGCAACCACAGGCAAAAAUCCAAUCCUUAACCAUCCUCGACCACCCACACGCUCCUACUCAUCGGACGAUUCAUCCUUUUGGGAUUUUCUCCGCGACUUACCUCAACCCUACGACUAUCCAAUUGCAACUACCAACUCCACCACGCCCGCCACACCCAUUCCAGAACCACCUCCACGUUCAACAACAGCACCGUCGUCGUCGUCGUCCUCUGAACCAGAAAAUCCUGCCAAGAAGAGAAAAGUUGAAAAAAUUGGCGAUCAACUUGUACCGGAAGAAUCCGAGUGCACGCACUGGCCAAAAAACAAGGACGAAAAUCGGACAACACCGAAAGGCAAUUCCAACGGCACUGAGGACGACAACAUCAUUGUCAUCGAUUAG